Messenger RNA from Habropoda laboriosa, 1005 nucleotides. RefSeq lists its product as uncharacterized. The coding region runs from base 1 to 1005 and encodes 334 amino acids. Lineage: Eukaryota; Metazoa; Arthropoda; Insecta; Hymenoptera; Apidae. The transcript is spliced from 6 exons. The record is from RefSeq and is a predicted model, not a curated record.
AUGUGGCCUAACCACUGCCACCUCGAAUCCUACACCAAACCCGGCCAGUCCCCGGUGCUGGGGCCGCAGGUGCGAGCGCCACGCUGGCACAAGCCCCUGCUGGCCCAGCCCGGAUGGUCAGGGGAGGGCGGAAUGCCCGCCACAGCCCCCGACAUGGCUUGGAAAGGCCGGCCGGCCCGAGGUACCGUCUACAUCAUCGGUGGGAUGUUCGUGGGUGGACACCAACACCACUUCCAGUUGAGGGACCUCACUCCUCUCGGUCAAGUGGACCUUUGGACACAAACGACGAAGGGCUGCGCGUGCAGUUUUAAUUCGUCCAGCAACGAAUGCGCGUGCUGUGUCCCAUCCGGAGCAUGCAGUUGCGGCGUCGCGUCGCCGGACAGAUGCGCUCAGUGCGGCUUGGAGCAAUACUGCGCCAACAUGUGCAACAUAACGCUGGACAGCAGACAGUUGCUGAGCAAAUCGGAUCAUAGCUUUGGGCAAAUAAAGUCGCCACCCCUUGAAGGACCCUCGAGGUGUACCUACAGGUUCGUACCGGACACUGGCCAGAGAGUCGAGCUGCAGAUCCAUCGACUAAUCUCCAUUGGUAGACAUAACGGCACCGUGUGCGAGGGUGGUUGGCUUCAGCUAGAAGGCGGCGCUAGAGUUUGUGGCCACGACAAACGUUUCCAACAACCAGUCGUGUUGUUCUCCGACAAACCUAUGCCGAUCCUUCACAUGCAGAUAAACGAGAACACAACGAGAUCCCAAUUCCUCGCGUACUUCAGUUUCUCCUCGAAGACGAACGUGUCCGUUGGCUGGCCCGUAAAAGGCGGAGAUCCGGUGAACAACACUGAGUGCGACUGGGUUUACGAGGACACCGACUGCCGCGACGGAUGCGUGCUAGCCAGCCCCGGAUAUCCUGGCCUAUAUCCCCCGAACAUCCGGUGUCUCUACUUAAUUACUUCCGGCCAGCGAAUGUCCAUCGCGAUUAACUUCACCGAUGUGCUUCUACCUUACAAGUGA